AUGGCUGCUCAAGAUGGGGUCACCCCCGUCAAGGUGCUCGAGGCCGAUGAAAAGGCUACUGGCAGCCUUCCUGGGUACGAGAGCGGCAGCGGAAAGGCUGUCCGCGGAGACAUUAGCGAGGAGAGCUGGGCAACCCGCAACGGCUUGAACUUGGAAUCGUUCAAGAAGCGUGAAUAUGGUCGUGGCAUUGUCGAGCUUGACCGUUCCAUGAGCAAGCGACACUUGCACAUGAUCGCCAUCGGUGGUUCCAUUGGUGCAGGUUUCUUCGUCGGUUCUGGUGGUGCUCUGAGCAAGGGUGGUCCCGGUGCUCUUUUCAUCGACUUCUUGCUCGUCGGUAUCAUGAUGUUCAACGUCGUGUAUGCCCUUGGUGAACUCGCUGUCAUGUAUCCCGUCUCUGGUGGUUUCUACACGUACUCGACCCGGUUUAUCGAUCCAUCCUGGGGUUUCGCUAUGGGCUGGAACUAUGUGUUCCAGUGGGCCAUCGUCCUUCCUCUCGAAUUAACAGUAUGCGGUCUUGUCGUUGGAUAUUGGAAUGACACUAUCAGUGUCGCCGUCUGGAUUGUCAUAUUCCUUGUCGCCAUCAUCAUCAUCAACAUCUUUGGAUCCAUUGGAUACGCCGAAGAGGAGUUUUGGUCCUCGUGCUUGAAGCUCGGUGCGACUAUCGUUUUCAUGAUCAUUUGCUUCGUCCUCGUCCUUGGCGGAGGUCCUUCCAGCGGCCGCUACAGCGAGUACCAGGGCGCCAAGCUGUGGUACGACCCGGGUGCUUUUCGCAACGGCUUCAAGGGUUUCUGUUCCGUCUUCGUCACCGCUGCCUUCUCCUUCUCCGGAACUGAGUUGGUCGGUCUCGCUGCCGCUGAGGCGAAGAACCCUGUCAAGUCGCUGCCCGGUGCUAUUAAGCAGGUGUUCUGGCGUAUUACCCUCUUCUACAUUUUGGGUCUGUUCUUCGUCGGUCUGCUGAUUCCUUCUGACGACCCCUCGUUGCUGUCUGAGUCUUCCUACUCCGAUGUCAAGGCCUCGCCCUUCGUACUGGUCGGCAAGUAUGCUGGUCUCAAGGGCUUCGACCACUUCAUGAAUGUUGUUAUUCUCGUAUCCGUUCUGUCAAUCGGUGUCUCGGGCGUGUACGGAGGAUCGCGUACCCUCACUGCCCUGGCUCAGCAGGGUUACGCGCCCAAGAUCUUUACCUACAUUGAUCGCUCUGGCCGCCCCCUACCGUCGGUCUUGGCUAUUGUCAUUUUCGGCCCCUUGGCUUUCAUCAACCUCAGUGCUUCCGGUCCCGUCGUGUUCGACUGGUUGCUGGCGCUUUCGGGUCUUGCGGCUGUUUUCACUUGGGGCUCCAUUUGCCUGGCACACAUUCGCUUCCGCAAGGCUUGGGCUUAUCACGGACACACUGUCGAUGAGAUCCCCUUCAAGGCCAUUGGUGGUGUUGUCGGUUCCUGGAUCGGUCUCAUCCUCUGCUUCAUUGUGCUUGCUGCACAGUUUUACACUGCCAUCGCCCCUCCUGGCACUGACAAGUUAAACGACGCUGAAGGCUUCUUCAAGUCGUACCUUGCCCUCCCUGUUGUGAUCAUUUUCUGGAUCGGUGGUUUCUUCUGGAAGCGCACUGGCUGGCUCCGAACCUCCCAAAUGGAUGUCGACACUGGUCGACGUGAGCUUGACUGGGACGAGAUCCAUGCCUACCGUGCGCGUCUCGCCGCCAUGCCCGCCUGGAGGCGCGUACUUAACCAUGUGUGGUAG
Colletotrichum truncatum is the source of this 1734-nucleotide messenger RNA. RefSeq names its product amino-acid permease inda1. Gene Ontology annotation, cellular component: membrane. Gene Ontology annotation, biological process: amino acid transmembrane transport. Gene Ontology annotation, molecular function: amino acid transmembrane transporter activity. Lineage: Eukaryota; Fungi; Ascomycota; Sordariomycetes; Glomerellales; Glomerellaceae. The record is from RefSeq and is a predicted model, not a curated record.